Malaclemys terrapin pileata is the source of this 4238-nucleotide messenger RNA. RefSeq names its product tyrosine-protein phosphatase non-receptor type substrate 1-like. The transcript is spliced from 8 exons. Lineage: Eukaryota; Metazoa; Chordata; Testudines; Emydidae. The record is from RefSeq and is a predicted model, not a curated record. The coding region runs from base 111 to 1610 and encodes 499 amino acids.
CCUUAUCUCGCCCGCCCAGCCAGGCCGGCCCCUCCCCUCCCCUGCCCGCUGCAGCAGCGAAAGUCACGGGGGCUGGGGCCGCCCCACACCGCCCUGCAGCGCACCGCACGAUGCCCCUCGCCGUGGCGCCCGGCCUCCUGCUGCUGCUGCUGGCGAGCGGGGCCCGGGGUGCCCUGGUGGCCUCCGUCCCCACUUCCCCGGUGCGGGCCCAGCCGGGCUCCGACCUGCUCCUGGGCUGUCACUUCUCCGUGGGGGGCACCGUGGACAUGGAGCUGCUGGUGGUGCAGUGGAAGGUGGGGGACCGCCUGGUGGCAGAGUUCGAUAGCACCCCGUCGUACCCCAGGGCCGGGGCCAGCCUGUCCCUGGAGGGGCUGCGGGUCGGCAACGCCUCCCUGCUCCUCCCGCGGGUGGGGGGCGCCGACGCCGGGCUCUACACCUGCAUGGUCAUCCACUCCCCGAGCCGGGAGAGCCGGCAGGUGGAGCUGCGUGUGGAAGCCCCGCCCCGUGUCUCGGUGAGCGGCACCGUGGUGAGGGCCGGCAAGCACAGCCCGGUGACCUGCAGCGUGAGCGGCUUCUACCCCGGGAGCGUGAACGUCACGUGGCUGCGGGACAAGCAGGUCCUGGGGGGCUCCGAGACGCCUCCCGCCCAGCUGGGCCCCGACGGCCUGUACAGCACGACCAGCACCCUCCAGCUCGUGCCCAGCAUCUCCGACGACGACGCCAACCACUCCUGCCACGUGCAGCACGUCGCCCUGGGGGAGCCGAUCCAGGAGCCCUUCCGGCUGAGCGUGUUGUCCCGGCCCUCCCUGACCCUGCAGACGGUGGUGACACCGGCGGGGCUGGGCGCCCUGCAGGUCCAGGUGAGUGGCUACUACCCCCCCAACAUCACGGUGGAAUGGCUGCGGGACAGGGGGAUCCUGCACAGCAUGGAAUCACUCCCCACACGGGAACCGGACGGGUCCUUCACCCUCCGCAGUAGCUACAUCCUCGACCGCCCAGAGCCCGACACCCGGGUCGCCUUCACCUGCCGCGUGCAGCACCCGGCGCUGCCCACCCCGCUGGCGCAGAGCGUCACCUGGAAAGAGACAGACGUUAUAAGUCAAGACAGAACCCCAAACAAAGGACCCGAACCAAGCCCAACUCGGGUCUGGAUGUGGUUAUGGCUGGCCAUGGUGCCCCUACUGGUCGUGGUCUUGCUGUGCAUCGGGUACUGGAGCUAUCGCAUCAGCAUGUCCUCGAUCCGUGUCUGGGAGUGUUGGCCGGAGGGCAGCGUGACAGCGCUGCUCUGCGAGGCGGAGGGGAGGCUCCGCGACACAGACAGCCUGACCUGGAGGAGCAAGCGCCAGGGGAAGGAGCUGGGGCCUGGGCAGCCCGGGGAGCUGAACACGCUGAUGCCGAAGACGGAGCAGCACCACGUGGUGACGUGGCGGCGCAACCUCGGGCUGGGCAGGUGGCGGCUCACGUCCGUCCUCACCAUCCAGACCCCGUGCGAAGACGACACUUUCAGCUGCACGUUCCAAGGCGUGAGGGGCAUGAAGCAGACACACAUCACAAUCCCCGGCGUGCCGGCGGGUGGCCCGCUUCUGGAUGGAGACAUGGCCAUUUUUUGACUGUCCUGCACUCACGCUACGGCCGGUGCUGGGGAGAGAGAGAGCCAGCUGCAAACUGCUUGGAGAGGAGAGAACAAACUGACCCCUUGUGAUGCUGUGUGAUUGAUAUGUGACUGUGUACAGCAUUGGUGUGGCCACUGUGUUACAACUGCAAGAGAACUUGUACCAAGUACGUCAUGUCCGGUGUCACUGGAAAAGUUGCGAAUAGCUAAGUAUGGCUAUCCUGCUUAUAUGUGUACCACCCCCCCGCCCCCGUCCACUGGCCCAGUGUGAGGUUGUUCCAGAUAGGGGAAGCCUCUUUGUGACCUUUUACACAACUUUAGGGGACUGGGCCUGAGGCUCCUUUGUGUGCUCUGCGUUGUGUGUCAGUGUGUUCACCUCAGCCCAGACCCACGCAGACAAACCACCAGAGAGCGCGACCGCACUGUCCCUUUAAGGCGCUUUAAGCUGCUAAGUGUCGACUCAGGCUACGGCUACACGAGAGAGUUCAAAGCGCUGCCACCUGAGUGCUCCCGCAGCAGCACUGUGAUGUGCGAGUGGGGUUGUGCACGAGACAACUCUCCCAGCGCGCCUGGUAAUCCACCUCCACGAGGGGAGUCGCUCCGAGCGCCAGGAGCCUGUCUACACUAGCGCUUUAAAGCGCUCAGACUUGCUGCGCUCAGGGGGGUGAUUUUUCACCCCCCUGAGCAGCGGCGGCUCCAGGCACCAGCGCCUCAAGCGCAUGCCUGGGGCGGCAAGCCGUGGGGGGCGGCCUGCCGGUCCCUGCGAGGGCGGCAGUCAGGCAGCCUUCGGCAGCAUGCCUGCGGGAGGUCCGUGGUCCCGCGGCUUUGGCGACAAUUCGGCGGCGGGUACGUCGAAGCCGCUGGACCGGCAGACCUCCCGCAGGUGUGCCGCUGAAAGCCGCCGGACAGCCGUGUUUGGGGCGGCAGAAAAGCUAGAGUCACCCCUGCUACUGAGCCAGCGAGUUAGAGCGCUAUAAAAUCUACGUGUAGACAAGCCCUUAGCCCUUGUGUUUGUUCCUGGGGUAACACCGCCCAGGCGUGGACUAUCCGAGUUCGAUGGCCCAUUAAAGGAGACUCCCCUAACCAUAGAGGGAGCUGGUCCCGCCAGGUGAGCCUUCCUGUGGACGCCUCAGCCAGAAUCCGGGUAAUGGCUGCCGCUGUGAGUCAGCAAGGCGUGUAAGGUCAUGUGACGUGCUCAUGUGACCCUGGGCUCCAUCUUGGGCCAGUAAUUUUCCACACACUGUGCCUGUGGGCUUUGUUUGGGACAGUAACAUUCCCAGCACGUGGCAGAGGCUAUCAAAGACCCCUGAGACAUCUCCAAUUUGUCUUCAUUUCCUGCUCCGAUUCUCUGGACUGGAUUUACAGCUACAAGGGUCAUUUGAACUAUGGACUGAGGACCAUCCAAUCUUUUGGAAAUUGGCUACGAGACUUUACAAGCCAGCCGUCUAUUCCAUCACUGCUACAGCCCUGAUCCAAGAACAUUGCCAUUAUUGUAUGCAUAUGAGCUAGUAACCAUGUUUAAGGCUUGUCUUCUUUUCUCUAUUAAUAAACCUUUAGAUAUUAGUUACUAAAGAGUUCGAUUCUGCCCAGAGGGAGGCAGCUGCAGGAAGCCGGAUGGACGGCUGGAUGAGCUGGGGAACAAAGGACUGAGGAGGGGCCAGGCAGGGUUGUUAAGUGUGGGCUGCUGGAAGAUGGAGACUCAUCAGAGGGCGCUGGGCUGAGCAAGCAGGACCCUGCUGUAACAUUGUGUUCUCUGUUUGCCAACCAAGCCGUUCUGGGCCGUGUCCCAGACAGCUAAUAAACCCGACUGCUCUCACCCCAGAAGUUUCAGUUCCUAACAGCCAGAAAUUUUCUGUGGUGAAUGGAGCCACUGACUUUCCUUGUGAAAGAUCCAGUGUGGGUAGCUUAGAGAAGGUCUCAGAUGGAGUAAAAGCUGUUAAGGAAUUUAAACAGCCCUAUGACCAAGUGGUUGUGCUUGGCCAGCUUGUUGGGGAGACAAGGUUGUUGGGACAGGAAGGUCUCCAGGCUGAUUCUGGGAGUGACCAGUCUGUGACUCCGGUUCAGAGGGAAGACGGGGUAGCGGAGUCUGCAGAGCAGGACAGCUGAGCAGUGAAUCUCUUGAGUUUACCUGCCAUCCCCUGCAUUCUCAUCUCUAGAUACUUGGGAGAUGACUUGUAGUCUCUCAGUGAACUUAACAUCUGAAACCCUAAGCCACAAGGAUUGAGAUCCCCAGUCACUGACUGGAGUCACCCUGAAUAUGGACAUUGGACUAUAACCUGGACCUGGGAAAGUGGCAGAACAACCUUUUGCCUUCACGUCAGUUGGGUACAUAGUGCUGACAACUUCCGCUGGCAGCAUGGACCAUGGGGAAGCAAGGCGAAAACACUGGAGGCAAAAUCCUGGGAUUCUUGUUCUAAAACUUGUAAAACAGACAUACUAAUAAAUUGUUCAAAUGGAGAAAAACAACAACCUAUGGACUAUUUCUAAAAGGACUUUUGGCAACUACAAACUCACCAUCUCUGCUGGGUAUCUGAACCUCAAGAAAUUGAACUCACGUCUGUCUGUAUAUUGAUCUUUUAACCAACACACUCUUUUCUUUUUUAAUAAAUUUUAGUUUAGUUAACAA